AUGAUUCCAAAGAGCAGGAUCAUAAUUGAUACUGACCUCGGUUUUGAUGAUGUUAUUGCCAUGCUUUUGGCUUUUAACGCCAACCCCGAGCAGAUCAAGGUCAUGUGGGUAUCUGUUGUACAUGGUAAUGUAGCUCUGUACGAAGGACGAUCUGAAGGUUUCGAAUUUAUAAAAUCUCAUAAGCCAAUCGUGGCUCUAGGAGCAGAUCGUCCACCACAAGACAAGAUUGCCAAAGCUGAACACAUCCAUGGGUUGCACAAUGUGCAUAAUACGUAUCCUCAUCUGGCGCCUUCGGAUGCCUCGAGUGACCUUUUUGAUGGCCACACAUAUGACUUGGUCGACGAUGCAACCUAUUCGCCCUUUUUUACGGCAUCCAAGGCGCCUGCUUACAAGGAGAUGCUCCGCACCCUGAAAGAGAACCCUCCUGAUACCAUCAGUAUCCUGGCCAUGGGUCCACUAACCAAUGUAGCUCUUGCAGCUGCCGAAGAUCCUGAGACCUUCCUCAGGGUGAAAGAAGUUGUCGUUAUGGGCGGUUCUAUAAAUGUUCCAGGCAACGUAACACCAGUCGCUGAGUUCAACACGUACGCUGAUAGAGUUGCGGCGGCUCGACUCUAUGCACUUACAUCGCUGAUGCCCGCUUCCACCAUGCCACCAGCAUCCAAGAACUUUGCCAAUCUGCCAGCUUAUCCAGCUAAACUUAGUCGGCGCUUGAAGCUGACGCUCCUCCCACUGGAUAUCACCACCAGGCACACUAUCUCUAGAAGCGUUCUCAACCAGCGUAUCAAGCCUUUCAUCAACGCCGGCAGUCCGCUUGCUUUGUGGAUCGCUCAUUGUCUUAACGGAGCGAUAGACGGUGUCGCGGAUAUGGUUGGUGAUAGCGUGGACGCAGGUUUCUCAUUAUAUGAUGUGUGUACGGUCUGGUACGCCAUGACGCCAAAUGAUCCAGCAUGGGAAAUACCUGAUACACCAGAGGAUAUUCGUAUCGAAACAACCGGUCAAUGGACUAAAGGCAUGCAUAUCAUCGACAGUCGAAACAGGUCUCGCCAAGGCCAAGCAGUUUUAGCUGGCAGUGCGUCUAAACUUGUAGAUGAAGGCGAUUUUAUCACAGUGGAAGAAGGAAUAGGAGACCCAAUGGGAUGGUUGAGCCAUACGAGAGGCAAUAGGCUUAACCGAAUCACUUCUUCGCCAGCCGGAGGUGUCUUUGACAUAUGGAUGGAAAAGGUUCUUGAGGGUUAAGCGGGAUGCUUAGCCUAUGUAAUGCAUCUAAACUAAGACAAUUAUGCCAGUCGGAAUGUCAGUGAAGGUUGGUCGAAUGGAUGAAACAGAUGUAAACAGUGUGACAACAAGAACAGAGCAGCAUUUGGGAAACUGUGGUCAUGACAACACGCAAUG
Messenger RNA from Trichoderma harzianum CBS 226.95, 1392 nucleotides. RefSeq lists its product as hypothetical. Gene Ontology annotation, cellular component: cytosol. The record is from RefSeq and is a predicted model, not a curated record. Gene Ontology annotation, molecular function: purine nucleosidase activity. Lineage: Eukaryota; Fungi; Ascomycota; Sordariomycetes; Hypocreales; Hypocreaceae. Gene Ontology annotation, biological process: purine nucleoside catabolic process. The coding region runs from base 1 to 1236 and encodes 411 amino acids. The transcript is spliced from 4 exons.